Diabrotica virgifera virgifera (western corn rootworm) is the source of this 2938-nucleotide messenger RNA. RefSeq lists its product as uncharacterized. Gene Ontology annotation, cellular component: lysosomal membrane. The transcript has 5 exons. NCBI's taxonomy places the organism in Eukaryota, Metazoa, Arthropoda, Insecta, Coleoptera, Chrysomelidae. The record is from RefSeq and is a predicted model, not a curated record. Bases 173 to 667 code for a protein of 164 amino acids.
GAACAGCACUAAUCCAAAUAAAAAAGAUGGUGUCGUCACUUCGCUCUGAAUGACACUCUCUCUAUGCUAAUAUAUAACUCUAUGAUUUAAAUAACAAAUAUUUGACAUAGGAAUUUAGAGAAUUAAUUAAAUUUAUAUUAUGUACUGUUAAGAUUUAAACACAAGUGUAAAAAUGAAAUAUUACUUGCUAGUGUUCUGUAUAGCAACUACACUUACAUUAUCUACGGCACAAUCCUAUGAAGACAAGAGAUGUAAGUGUAUAUGCCCCAGUAUAUCCUCAGUAGUAACGAAUAAGACGGAAUCUAAGAACCACACAUCUAGGAUUUUAUACAUUACCAAUGUACCACCAAAUAAAUGCAAUUGUGAUGAAGUUAUACUACCUAGGAUUAGUCAAGAUAUUAUAGGAAAAGAACAAGAAUUUUGUCCAAGAUGUGAAUGCAAAUAUGAAAAUAGAAACACUACUAUAAUUAAAGUAGUGGUGAUUAUAGUAAUUUGGGUUAUUUCGAUUUUGGUCAUAUACAUGGCAUUCUUGAUCAUACUGGACCCGCUGCUGAACAAGAGGAUUAAAGGAAACUACCAAGAGCAUACAAAUGAAGAGGAAUUCCCAUUUUUAGAAAAUGAAAAUAAUUGCUCAGAUUCCCCAUCUGCACCACUUUUACAAAGAUGACGUAUCUGCUGGUCCAAUGUCCCACAACAUGAGCGUAAGAGGAAACGUCUUGAACAGAGUUGGACAUCAACAAGACAAAUGGAAACGACAAGUCAAAGAGCAAAGAAAAAAUAUUUAUGACCGACAUACCAUGUUGAAUUAAACUUUUUUCUGUAUCUAAUAUAUCAAAAACAUUGCAAUUUUUUGAGCUAAAAGCGAAAAGUUUAACCUAUCAAAGAGUGAGUCAAGUGACACAAGCGAUAUGAAAAAUGGUGUAAUGCAAAUUAAUGUUUGAAAAAUCUGAAAAUGUUAUAUCAGCAAUGUUAAUUAGUUAAUCACAUUCAGAUUUUAUUGUGAUGGUAAACUAUAGCUGAAAGUUACUGCCCAUAAGUCCUUUCAACAAACGACAGAGUUUCUACAGCAACAACCCUUUUCCGAGUAAAACAGUGGAAGUUUAUAAUAAUAAUUAUCAAUUUCAAAUACAAAUUUUUUAGUUUUAGUUAAAAAUUAAUGCAAUGUUUUUGUAUAUAUCGAAAAAUUGUAAAUUAUAGACUGAAAUUUAUUGAGUCGCUUUGUUCUAAAAUAAUCCGAAUACGUAUCUAAUAGUAAGAUAUAAAAAAAUUGUAAAGCCUAACUCCAAGUUAAGUGAGAGAUAUUAUAAGUAUAGUAUUUUAUACAUAUCUAAACGAGUCAACAAGGACCUUCUUAUCUUUAUAAAAGAGCUGCUUGCUCAAUGAGUGCUUCCAUAUAGUGAAAUGACAGUAAUCCGAGAGUGCCAGGUCUGUGGAGUAAGGUGGAUGAGUUCCAGUGAUCUAUCUGUUUUCGAUUUUUUUAACAUCUUUAGUGUUCACGAUAUGGAACAACUUAUUGGUGGCCCUUCUUCUUCUUAACGUGCCCUAUCAAGUCCCCUUGACGUUGGCGAUUAACAUGGCGAAACUGUCUCUGUCUCGAGCUAUUCUAAAUAGGUGUUCUGCUUUCUUUAUUCCUGUCCACUCCCGGAUAUUCUUCAACCAAGAGGCCUGCUUUCUACCAAUUCCUCUGCGUCCUUCGAUUUUACCCAUCAUAAUAAGUUGAAGAAUAUUAUACCGGUCUCCCCUUACUACGUGUCCAAAAUAGGCCAUCUUUCUAUAUUUGAUGUUAUCAAGCAGCUCGCGGGUAGCAUUUGCUCUCUUAAGGACUGCCACAUUUGUCAGCAUAGCCGUCCAUGGUAUUUUCAGAAUACGUCUGUGCAGCCACAUUUCAAAGGCCUCCAAACGGUUAAUGGUGGAUAUUUUUAAUGUCCAUGCUUCGACACCAUACAAGAGGACUGACCAAAUGUAGCAUUUAAUCAUGCGCUUUCGAAGUUGAAGUUGCAAGGUAUCAUUACAGAAGAAUGACCUCAUUUUUAAAAAUGUCGUGCGGGCUAUCUCGAUUCUACAUUUUAUCUCUUUAUCUGGAUCUAGUUGUUCAGUAAUAUGGCAACCAAGAUAUUUAAAACUGGGUACUCUUUGAAUCAUACGACCAUCAACAUAUAACCGUGAAUCUUGAUGGGCCAAACGGCUAAAUACCAUGUACUUUGUUUUUGAACAGUUUAUAUUUAGGCCAAACUCUCUUCCCACUCUGUCAAUGGCAUUUAAAAGGUGUUGUAAUCCAUUCAUAUCAUCACUUAAAAUAACUGUAUCGUCUGCAUAUGGCUCUUAUGAGUAUUAAAUUAUCUGAAAUAUCUCUCGGAAAUCAUACUUUGAAUUUUUUGCUGAUGAAAAGUGUAUAUGACGCCUCAGGAGGAUAUUGGUACAGCUAGAAAUUUACCACGUGUUUGAAACCUUUCGAAAAAUUCAACCGUAGUUGUGUUUUUAGUCACCCUUUACAUUUACACACUCAUAUAAUGACCUUAUCUUAAGAAAGCACUGUAAAUUCAAUAACUCCUUUAAUUUAUUUCAAAGUUUGUAAUCUGAGCCAACUAGGUUUGGCAUUGGUCAAAAACAUAAACAUCGACUGAAACGGUAUGAAGACUUUUACUUUUUUCUUUAAAAUAUUAACUUUCCAUUUUUUUAUCCUCUUAUAUUUAUAUAAAUGUUGUAUGUGCCUUUUUCUUAUUAAAAUGUUGCAUCUUGUGCUAAAUUUUUCUUCAUACAUAGAGCAAAAUGAGUUAACUUGGAGUUAAAAUGAGCUACUAAAGAAUAGAUAUGAUUUUGUUGUGUACUAUAUACCAAGUUUUUGUUAAAUUUCCUCUUUAAGGAGUCUGUAUAUAAAUGAAUUCCUAUCUGUAUAUUUAUAUGUAAUUAAUAAGAUAAUAAAUACUCUGAUACCAAU